This is a messenger RNA of Funneliformis caledonium, 3420 nucleotides long. The record is from the annotation of a GenBank genome assembly. Lineage: Eukaryota; Fungi; Glomeromycota; Glomeromycetes; Glomerales; Glomeraceae.
AUGAAAGGAAGUUCAAGUCAGAGUGAAAGUACUGAUACUGCGCCAAGUAGCUUGAAUGAUAUCUCUAAAACGGAAACCAAUGAUAUCCUUCUCAAAUUAGAGGAGGACGGUUAUAUCACUCCGGAUGAAAAAGUAGAAGAACUUAUAAGAAAUAUCACAGAACCAAAAUUCUUAAAUGCUAUAAAAUUACUUUUUGAAAACCAUCAAAAUAAAUUUUCGUCUCAAACUUUAGUAGAUUCAUUAAGAAAUUUAGCCAAUCCUUCAUUGUUUGACCAACAUUCAAAAGAAAUCGAAAUAAAAUUGGAAUUACAUUUGCGAACGUUGUUAGCCGCUCUGGAACAGAUAUGUUUUUCACAAAUAGUUAUUUGUAAGGAAGUUCGAGAUAUAGUUCACAAUUCUCUGACGAAAUUUGCGGAAAUUCAUCGCAAAAACAUACAAUUUAUUGAAGAAGGACUUGAUAGUCUUAAACCAAAGUUCAAUCAAUCCAAUCAGAAUAUUGAUGACGAAAACAAAUGUAUUAAAAGGCAUAACUAUAAUAUCGACUUUUUAUUGCUGCACUUGCAUGAUACACUACAUAGUCUGCGCGAUGAUGAAACUUGGUUUCAAGAAAUUUUAGGUAGGACUAAAGACUUGUUGAAGACAGGUCUAAAUAUUACACCAGGAAUUACAAGUAUUGUAUCACUCGGAGUUGUUCUUCCAAAUGAUAAUGGUCCGAACUUAUCAAUGCUUACCCAAGUACGUCAAGGUAUAAGUUUUAAAUAUCCAGUAGCGACUUAUUAUGUUGAUUGGAGAAUUAUGUUAAUAAUUCAACAUAACCUUUUUAUUUGGUCUGAAAGUGAUGAAAAGAUAAUUGAUAGAAAGUUUGGAGAAAGGAUAUUAAUGGAAUAUCUUUGGAGCUAUUCAGAAAGAGAGUGGAAUAAUAUUGUUGAAAAAUCCAUAUUAGAUUCUCAAACUAAAUUUGAUGAAGAAUCAAGUAAAUUCGUCAAGACCUUAAAAAACAUAGGAAGUUUUUUAAAUGACCUUUCCGGAAAUGAACCACAAACAUUACCUGAUAUGUUAUGGUUUGGAGUGUUGGAUCUUGCACAAGAUCUCAUUCAGAAAUCUACUCAACCAGUUAUAUAUGGACUUUGCUAUUAUCUAGCAAUUGAGUCACUCAAUAAAGCUCCAAACAGUUUCAUUCAAUUUAAAGCUAUUGAGAUAUUAUUAUGUUUACAAAAUAUUAAUGAAUCAUUUUCAAUGAUAGAACUAGAUUUUGACGAAUAUGCUCAAAAAUUAUAUGAAAAUGAUUCAAUAGAUUCUUUAGAAUCAUUUCAAAAUUUAUUAGCAUUUGUUAAAGAAAAAUGUCAAGAAGACUUAAUUAUGCUAAAUAAUGAUAUUAAAAAAGGAACAGAAAAAUGUUUUGAUCAGAAUACAUAUUUUAAACAAGAACAAAUAUUGAAUUCCUUUAAUAUCAUUGAUAUUAUUGCAGAUGAAAUGUCUUGUUCUAUCAGUCAUGAACCUGAAAGUCAAUUAUGUAUUUUAAAAUGUCAACAUUUGAUUUCUUUAAAUAAUUUAAACAAAUUGAAACAAAAUGAAUGUCCUAUUUGUCAAGAAAAAAUUGAAAAUAAUGAUAUUAGAUCCUUAUUACAAAAUUCUAUUUACAAAAAUCUAUAUUUGCGCCUUUUGGACACUGGACGUGUUUUACCCUCAAAUGGAUCAGAUAAGAAUGAUUCUGAUAAUUCAGAAGUUGAACAAAUUUUAAGUACAAAGAAGAAAUAUAUUAAAACAUUCAAAUUGAACUCAAAGAUAUUACAACCUAAAAAACAACGUCCAGUUUAUCGAAAUGUUAUAAAAGAAUUAACAGAGAAAAAUUAUGAAAUUGCUAUUUCAAAGUGUCAGGAAUAUGUAAAUGUCUAUCAUAAAAGUUAUACUAUGAAAUGUAUUUUAGCUUAUGCUUAUAGAUGUCUUGAUAAUUAUGACCAAGCGCUAUCAAAUUUAAAAGAUGCUAUUAAAUUAAAAGAAAGCAAUUCACUUGCUUAUUUUAUUCGUGGAGAAAUACUUUUCAGACAAGGUUACUAUGAAUAUGCAAUACAGAUGUUAGAAAAAUCAAAAAAUCAUAAUAAUAAAUCAAAUAACUUAAAUAUAUUAUUAGGCAAUAGUUAUUAUUCUAAAGCAGAAAAUUUAACAUAUGAUAAGGAAGACUUUUAUGAUAAAGCCUUAAAAAGUUAUAUAUUAGCAUUGCAAAAAGAUUCGAAAAAUUAUUUAUGUUUGAAGUAUUGUGCACAUAUUUAUAAAAUUCAAGAAAAAUAUUUAGAGGCAUUAGAAAUGUUGGAAAAGAUACUGAAGCUUCAUCAGGAUGAUUCAUUAAUACUAUGUUAUACUGGUGAAAUUCUUAAUUAUUUAGGAAAGUACAAUGAUUCAAUAUCGUAUUAUACAAGAGCAUAUCACAUUGAUUCCGAGAAUACUCAUUUUUUAAUAAAAAAAGCUAUCACCCAUUAUGAACUUCGAGAUUAUGAAAACGCUCUAUCAGUUCUUGAUGAAUUAAUACAAUUGGAUUCUUCGUAUAGUCUUGCUCAUUAUUAUAAGGGAUUAGUGUAUUUUGCGUUAGGAAAUAAUGAUAAAACUAAAAUUGAAGUAAAACGAUGUAUAUCAUUAUUUAAUUCUGGUGAUAAUUUGGCGAAAUUUCUGUUAAAUUAUUUAAAUUGUUUAUUUGAUAAAUCAUUAAUUGGCGGAAAUAUUUUAAAUAAUUAUUUAAUGCAAGAGUAUUCGAAUACAAGAAUAUGGUCAUUUUUAUCUGAAUAUUUUGAAAUAAGUGAUAAUGACUUUAUUGUACUUGGAAUUAUUAAUAAAUUUCAUAAACUCAUGUAUAAAGAAAAAUGUGUGUAUUUUAUUUCAAACCUUGCAAAUUUGAAUGAUGAAUUUCAUCGGUUUAAAAUGAUUGAUUCAAAUAGUUUAUCUGGACAAGUGUUAUCUUUCAAUGAUGAAGUAAUUCCUAUUAUUUUGCCAAAACUUGGUAGUAGUAGAUUUAUUUCUUGUUACGUUACAUGGAAAAUAAAUGUUGAAAAGUUAUUGUCCAAAGAUUGUUAUGUGGAGUUUAUUGUUAAAACAAUUGAUAUAUAUAGUAGUCGUAUCAGAUGUCACAAAUUAACAAAUGAAAAUUUAUCAGAACUUGUUGGAUUGGGUUGGGUUGAAUAUUCACUCCCAUUCAAAGUAAAUAAAUGGGUACAACCCUCAAUAAAUGUAAAAGAUAAUUCUAUUAUCAUGCAAAUCGAUUAUGUUCGACUUACAACAUAUAGAAAGGAUACUAUUUAUAUUCCUAAAAUAGUUGAUCCCUUACAAAUCUUUAAGUUACAUCCAAACGUUCCAAAAGUAUUUAACGACAAGUAUUUUUCAAAGAUGGAAAUGGAAGAAUAUAUAGAAUUAAAGGAUGUCAUUGGUUAA